AUGGCGCCCGCACUUGACUCGGCCGUGGAGCCACCGACAGAAUACAAAGAAAUGCCAUUUUCCAGAGCUCAAGAAGAUCUGCCACAGUACCAAGGCGCUGGCUGUAUGACGCCUGAGAAAGAAAUCCAUACCGAAUACUUUUCCCCCCGGGGAAGCCACAGCACUCAUAGAUCUCACGACUCCAUCGCCUCCUCCAGUCUUAGCCUUGACGACUCCCAGAUGUCGGAGUCGGACACUCCGUCGAAUGGGUUCUAUGAUGACCCAGGCACGAUUGACGAGAAGCUGUCAAUGUACUGGAAAGCGGCGAAUGAAACGGUGAUCAGAGAGCCGUACGACUACAUCGCCGGGAUCCCAGGCAAAGAGAUCCGUCGGAAGAUCUUGGACGCAUUCAACCACUGGUACAAAGUCGAUGAGCAAUCGUGCCAGGCUAUUGCGGCCACAGUGGGCAUGGCACAUAAUGCGUCACUGCUCAUCGACGAUAUCCAAGAUAGCUCCAAGCUGCGAAGAGGUGUACCGUGCGCGCACGAGGUGUACGGCAUUGCCCAGACGAUCAAUUCCGCCAACUAUGUCUACUUCCUGGCCCAGGACCAGUUGUUUCGACUCCGGAACUGGCCCCAGGCGAUUGCCGUGUUCAAUGAAGAAAUGGUCAAUCUGCACCGCGGUCAAGGCAUGGAGCUGUUCUGGCGGGAUAACUUGCUGCCUCCGUCCACGGAUGACUAUCUUCAGAUGAUCGCUAACAAGACAGGUGGACUGUUCCGGAUGGCCGUGCGUCUGCUCCAGACAUGCAGUAAACAUGCUGUAGAUGUUGAGCAAUUGGUGGAUGUGCUUGGUCUCUACUUCCAGAUACUGGACGAUUAUAAGAAUGUCAAAGAAGAAAAGAUGGCCGCCCAAAAAGGGUUCUUCGAAGACCUGACGGAGGGCAAAUUCUCGUUCCCCAUCUGCCAUGCGAUCAGGGGAGGGAAUAGAAACAGGGACAUCUUGCUUGAUAUGAUGAGGCUCAAGACCGACGACAUGGGGGUCAAGCUAGAAGCAGUCCGCAUCCUGGAGGCAGCAGGUAGUCUUGAUUACACGCGAGAAGUACUCUACGGGCUGGACCGAAAGGCUCGCAGUCUUCUUCGGGAGUUCAGAACUUCGAAUCCUUCGAUGGAAGCUCUUUUGGACGCAAUGUUGAGCAGCCUUCAGGCCUGCCAUUAA
Molecule: messenger RNA, 1194 nt
Organism: Aspergillus thermomutatus
Lineage: Eukaryota; Fungi; Ascomycota; Eurotiomycetes; Eurotiales; Aspergillaceae
Product: FPP/GGPP synthase family protein
Exons: 4
Coding region: 1-1194 (397 amino acids)
Biological process (GO): isoprenoid biosynthetic process
Molecular function (GO): prenyltransferase activity
Source: RefSeq, a predicted model, not a curated record